AUGCUUAGAACCCACAGAACUCUUCUGAGAUUUGGAAAAAGGUUUCAUUCGGCGUAUGAUGGAACUGCCUAUACGGGCCAGUUUGCGGAAUCAUACCGCAAAGAUAUCGAACCGGUAAAGCUUGCAUUUGAGAAGCAUUCUUCGCCUGGUAGCCAGCACGAUAAACCAAGUAUUAUUUUUGCCCAUGGGCUAUUCGGAAGUAAGAUGAAUAAUAGAACUGUCAGCAAAACUUUAGCUUCAAUGCUGAAGCGAGAUGUGUAUUGUGUAGAUCUCAGAAACCAUGGAGACUCUCCCCACAACGAAAGACAUGAUUAUCCAGCAUUAUCAAGUGAUCUAGAGUUAUUUGUUAAAGAUCAUAAGUUGGAGAAGCCUAUUUUGAUCGGUCACUCUAUGGGGGCCAAAGCUGCUAUGGCGUUUGCUCUUCGAAACCCUACGACUCCAUCUGCUAUUAUUUCUGUUGAUAACGCCCCUGUUGACGCCUCAGGUGGUCAAAGCCAGUUUGGCAAGUAUGUUAAUUGCCUUCAACAAAUUGUUUCCCAAACCGGACUUAAUGCAAUAAAGACAACCAAGGAAGCUGACGCAAAACUUUCUCAAGUGGAGCCUGACAUUGCCGUUCGACAAUUCCUAUUAACCAAUUUACGAAGGAAAUCAAAAUGUUCAAAUUCAGAACCUGGCUUGUACAGCAAGAUCGGAUUAGAUUUCAUAGGAAAAUCGCUGGACUCGGUGGCAGCAUUUCCCUUUGACCCUCGUGCCAGUACUUGGUCAGGCCCUGCUUUGUUUAUUAGAGGCGAUAGAUCGCCAUUUGUCAGUGAUGAAAAAUUGCUAGCAUGUGCUGCGUUCUUUCCUCGCUUUGAGAUCAAGGACGUCCACGAUGCUGGACAUUGGGUAAUUAGUGAGAAACCCCAAGAGUUUGUCAGAUUGGUGAUUGAAUGGAUAAACCUCCUGGAUGAUGGAAGUCUGGAGGAUUUAUUAUGA
Molecule: messenger RNA, 975 nt
Organism: Komagataella phaffii GS115
Lineage: Eukaryota; Fungi; Ascomycota; Pichiomycetes; Pichiales; Pichiaceae
Exons: 1
Coding region: 1-975 (324 amino acids)
Cellular component (GO): mitochondrion
Source: RefSeq, a predicted model, not a curated record